Colletotrichum higginsianum IMI 349063 is the source of this 1482-nucleotide messenger RNA. RefSeq lists its product as uncharacterized. The transcript is spliced from 2 exons. The record is from RefSeq and is a predicted model, not a curated record. NCBI's taxonomy places the organism in Eukaryota, Fungi, Ascomycota, Sordariomycetes, Glomerellales, Glomerellaceae. The coding region runs from base 1 to 1482 and encodes 493 amino acids.
AUGGUUCCCUAUAUCGACGUCUCUCACCUGCCCUCGUCAGCCUCCUUUUACUCGGCCAUCCUCCAACCCCUCUGCAUCCACUAUAUAUCCGCGGACGCGCAGACCGCUUCCCCCGACGUUGACACCAAGGCCGUCGACACCGAGUCCGAAACCACCAUUACCCUUUCUGACCCUAGCAGACCCCUUACUAACGUCACCUACGGUACCUCGUCCCCGCAUACCCCGGUCCUUCAGAUCCGGGAGGCCCGCAAUUCCAUCGAGCCCCUGAAGCUUUCUCACGUUGUAUUCUCUGCUCCGUCCCCCACCGCGGUUACCGACUUCCACUCCUGUGCUGUACGGGCCAAUCCGAAGCUACUGUCCGUCGUGCCCUUCGGCCAGCUUUCACGUUCUCGACCCGCCACAAUCACACAGAGUGGCGAUAUCCACCGGGCUACUGUGACCGACCUGGACGGUAACACCAUGGAGGUUGUAUAUCAACCCCCUCCCAACUACCCUCCCUUUUACGCUGGGUCGACCGUUCGAAAAACACAGUCAACCACUGAGGAGGUCGGUCGCAUUCUCAACUGGAACUACGACGUUGUUGCCUCUGUACCUUCGCCCUCCAUGUCAGGUUCCGCCACCGCCGGACCCUCGACUUCUAUCCUCGCCAUGACUGCCCGUUCUGGUCAAUUUCCCGGUGACGAGCCUUACACACUUCUCCGUCGCAGCGUUACCACAUCGGUCAUCGAGUCGCCAGUCAGAAGAGAGGAUCACGCCCCAGCCCAUGCCUCAGCACCGGCCUCGAACGGUGUUCCGACAAGCACUGUCGUUGGAAGUCUUCUGGGUGCAGCUGUCGGUGCUGCCGCCGGCGCCGCCAUCACGUACGGGAUGAUGCGAAAGGAACGUGCACGGGCCCCGCUCCAGGAGUUUGACGGCUCCACUCCGCCGUUCCAGCGCCGGGCCACCUUCCCCGAUCAGUAUGCGGAACCGCAGGCCGGGCCAGGACGCUAUGUCGAGGUCGAGAGGACCGUCGAGAAGAUCCGGUACCCAGAGGCCUACCCGACGCUCCCUGACGAUCGUGCACCACCUCAAUACAUGGCCAAAUACAGCCAAGUCGGCGCACGCAGCCGUGCGGUCGACGAUAUGUACGAAGACACCCGCAGCCGUCACUCUUCACGCUACCAGCUCGAACGGGGUAGCAGCGUUCGUUCCAGUAGCCAAGCCGCCGUCCCAAGGACCGCUCCUCUCAUGCUCACUGACUAUGAGCACCGGAGCAGUACAGGCUCAAGACAUAGUGAGCGGGAUGUCGCAAUCGACCGUUCGCCCGCCCCCUCCCACUGUCGAGACGAUACUUGGCGGCGGGAGCAGAGCACCGAGCCGUGCGCCAAGCCGUGCGCCAACCCAAGCACCGAGCAUAGCUCCGAGCCGUGCGCCAACGAAGGCGCCCAGCCGACCUCCGACUGUUGUCCGGAGCAAGGCUCCCACAAUAGUGGCUCCCAGUAA